GUCAGCGAAGGACUUUGGCUUUGCUAAGUCAUUGAAGCGUAGCUUCCGACGAAGUUCAAUACUCUUUUCCUUUUCCUUUCCUCUUUAGUAUUCGAAGUUCAAACAUUUUCUUUCUUAUUUAGUCCUCAAAAUUCUCCAACCUUUCUUCAAAUUAGACCAUUCUUCUUCUUCUUCUUCUUCUUCAACCUUUCAACCUUUCAAUUUCAAUAUGAGGAAAGUUGUGGUGCAAUUGGACGUACAUGAUGAUAAAGGGAAACGAAAGGCCUUAAAAUCUGUCUCUGUCCUUCAAGGAAUUGAAUCGAUCGCCAUGGACAUAAAGGACAAGAAGCUAACAGUAAUUGGGGAUGUGGAUUCAGUUGAUGUAGUUGCAAAGGUUCGAAAGCAUUGGCCGAACGCCGAAAUCGUCGGCCCGGCGAAAGAAGAGAAGAAGGCACCACAAGAUACAAAGCCAAAGGAAAAGGGUGAAAGUGGUAAAAUUGAAACCUUCUUACAUUGUACAAAAGCUAUGGCUGUAUUCCUACUGGAUAUCGUAACUGCGGUGUGUGUAGUGUAGAGGAGAAUCCUAAUUGUUUUGUCAUUUCUUAGAAUGAUAUCAUUCAAUUUUCAGCUUGAGUACCCAAUUGGUGAUUAAAUAUGUUGAUUCAACUAUUACAUUGUAUGUAUUAAGCCUUUGAUUCAAACAUUUUUAAAGACCCAGCUUCUGUCAUGUCACAAAUUCGUAGAAUAAACACAUUAUUAAGUGGGUGUUUUUUCUCCAAAGGAAAAUAAUACUAAAGUGGUGUAGGUUUUUUCUUC
This is a messenger RNA of Cucumis sativus (cucumber), 795 nucleotides long. RefSeq names its product heavy metal-associated isoprenylated plant protein 39. The transcript is spliced from 3 exons. The record is from RefSeq and is a predicted model, not a curated record. NCBI's taxonomy places the organism in Eukaryota, Viridiplantae, Streptophyta, Magnoliopsida, Cucurbitales, Cucurbitaceae. The coding region runs from base 209 to 553 and encodes 114 amino acids. Gene Ontology annotation, molecular function: metal ion binding.